Helianthus annuus (common sunflower) is the source of this 948-nucleotide messenger RNA. RefSeq names its product extensin-like. Lineage: Eukaryota; Viridiplantae; Streptophyta; Magnoliopsida; Asterales; Asteraceae. The transcript has a single exon. The record is from RefSeq and is a predicted model, not a curated record. The coding region runs from base 1 to 948 and encodes 315 amino acids.
AUGGGUCAUAACCCACUUGGACCGGAAGACCACUUUCCGGGUGGCAACGAGAUGGAUAUCCAUGAGGAUACCGAUCCUUCCAUACCACUGUCCGGAACACCGAACCACCCCAUCGAGAUUUCAGAUGGGUCACCGUUUGUGGGAUCACCUUACCAUGGUCCUGACAGUUAUGAGGAGAGAUUCAAGCAGCAUGACUGGGUAUUUACUCCUAGUUACCAUAACUCUCCCCUGCACCAGUCGCAUCACAGCUCUCCCUUGCACUCCCAGCAGCAGCCUCAGCAGCAGCCACAGCAGCAGGACCCCUCUGAGGAUUUCUGGCGUAACGUGGUCACUCCGCCGCCGCCACCACCUCUGGUUUUGCCUCCCCCGCCUCAGAGGCGAAGAGGAAGGAACGCACGGAUGUCUACACGAGGGGGAAUAUGCAUCGGCACCCCUCCACAUUCAGGUAGCAGCCGAUACUCGCCACUGCAUAAAGAACCAGAGAUGGGAGAAUCUUCACACCCCGUCUCAGAGGUAACAUCUGCGCCACCACCACCACAGGAUUUUGGGAACCCAAUCUCCGCUUAUACUAGCGCGGCCGCAUAUAACCCCUUCGAGCCGACUUUUCCCCCAGGUUAUAACUAUACAGAGGAUCCCUACUGGGUAGCCGCGAACUACAACUCUCUCAAUCCGGAGGGUACUUUUGGAGGUCCCUGGACUACGGGACAGUCGACCUAUGGAUACCCAUCAUAUGGAUAUCAGCAGCCGCAGCCUCCUCAACCACCGCAAUAUCAGAUGCCACCGCCGGCACCGAUGAUGUCGCCACCACAAGUUCAAGAAAUCCUUCAAGGGAUAAAUGAUGUGCGACGCGAGAUGCGGCAUGAGUUACGGGAAGAGCGUCGGCAUAAUCGUGGGAUGUUUAAGAAGAUGGUGGAUUUGAUCAAGGGAAAAAGCAAGAAGGACUACUAA